UUCUUAACUGCGUUCAUUCUGUUUCUGUGUUUUCGCUUGCUCCAUUGUCUUGCCCCGAGAAGCUUUCCAUUGAAAAUGCGGUGCCAGUUGCUCUGGACGACACUCCUUACCGGCGGGCUCUCCUCAGCCCAAAUUUUGUUCCAGCGGGGACAGAAAUGGCAAAUAAUACUUGGCGGCACACCGGACAUGUCAAAAGCGCCUCUGGCGCCGAUUGAUGCUACGGUAUGGGACAUUGAUCUCUUCGACAAUGAUGCUGCGACUAUCAAGGCAUUAAAGAAAACUGGGGAUCUUGUGAUUUGCUACUUCAGUGCUGGCACAGUGGAAGAUUGGAGAGACGACGUGAAAGAUUUCCCCAAAGCAGACGUGGGAAAGGUCUUGCCAGAGUGGCCUAAUGAGAAAUGGAUACGCACCGGAAGUUCGAAAGUUAGAGAAAUCAUGGCGAAGCGUAUAAAAAUUGCCGGCGAUAAGGACUGCGAUGCUAUCGAUCCUGACAACAUUGACGGAUAUCAAAAUGACAACGGCCUGAAUCUGAACAGCAAUGACGCGAUUGACUACAUGAAAUGGAUGCGCAUAGAGGCUGCUAAAUACAACAUGAAAAUCGGACUCAAGAAUGCCCUUGACAUCAUCGAUGCCUUGACUCCCUUCAUCGAUUUCGCAGUCAAUGAACAAUGCGCCCAACACGUCGAGUGCGACCGAUACAACGCUUUCCUUGCAUCUAACAAGCCUGUUUUCCACAUAGAAUAUCCCACGACUCUCAAUGUCGGGCAAGUCAACACUUCGUAUUGCAACGGGCCCGGGACUUCUGGAAUGAGUUCAAUUCUGAAGAAUCUCCUUUUGGACGGCGCCACUAUCUACUGCGAUGGGAGUGUAGUGGAUACACCUACCAAAGGUGGCUCCGGUCCACCUCGCCCAACAACGAAGCCUACGAAGCCUCCUCCGACCUCCACGCCGAAACCACCACCUACAACAACACCUAAACCACCCACGACAACCCCAAGGCCUCCUACGACAACAUCCAGGCCGACUACUACCAGAACAACGACUCAAAGACCACCGACAAGUACACCAGGGAAUCCGGGAGGUUGCAAGCAAAAACACUGGGAUCAAUGCGGCGGCAACGACUGGAAAGGAUGUACAGUCUGCGAGUCUCCAUACACUUGCAAAGGAGUUUCGGCACCAUGGUACUAUCAAUGUCUGUGAG
Molecule: messenger RNA, 1201 nt
Organism: Periconia digitata
Lineage: Eukaryota; Fungi; Ascomycota; Dothideomycetes; Pleosporales; Periconiaceae
Source: the annotation of a GenBank genome assembly